Lepus europaeus (European hare) is the source of this 2491-nucleotide messenger RNA. RefSeq names its product WASP family member 1 (gene WASF1). The transcript has 9 exons. Gene Ontology annotation, biological process: actin cytoskeleton organization; positive regulation of Arp2/3 complex-mediated actin nucleation. Bases 166 to 1845 code for a protein of 559 amino acids. The record is from RefSeq and is a predicted model, not a curated record. NCBI's taxonomy places the organism in Eukaryota, Metazoa, Chordata, Mammalia, Lagomorpha, Leporidae. Gene Ontology annotation, molecular function: actin binding; Arp2/3 complex binding; protein kinase A regulatory subunit binding. Gene Ontology annotation, cellular component: cytoskeleton.
CGCUGCCCCGAGCGGGUCCCACCCCCGGAGCCUGCCCUUCCUGGGGGCUCUCGGUGGAGUCCCGGGAGCUAAGCGGGACCGGCGGCCGCCGCCGAAGCAUGCAGAAGGGGUAAGGCACGAGCCCCCUGGGUUUCACGGUGAACUGGUACAGAGGUUGAUCUCAAGAUGCCUCUAGUGAAAAGAAACAUUGAUCCUAGGCACUUGUGCCACACAGCACUGCCUAGAGGCAUUAAGAAUGAACUGGAAUGUGUAACCAAUAUUUCCUUGGCAAAUAUAAUUAGACAACUAAGUAGUCUAAGUAAGUAUGCUGAAGAUAUAUUUGGAGAAUUGUUCAAUGAAGCACAUAGUUUUUCCUUCAGAGUUAACUCAUUGCAAGAACGUGUGGACCGUUUAUCUGUUAGUGUUACACAACUUGAUCCUAAAGAAGAAGAAUUGUCUUUACAAGAUAUAACUAUGAGAAAAGCUUUCCGAAGCUCUACCAUUCAAGACCAGCAGCUCUUCGACCGCAAGACUUUGCCUAUUCCCUUACAGGAGACGUACGAUGUUUGCGAGCAGCCUCCACCUCUCAAUAUACUCACUCCUUACAGAGAUGAUGGUAAAGAAGGUUUGAAGUUUUAUACCAAUCCUUCAUAUUUCUUUGAUUUAUGGAAAGAAAAAAUGUUGCAAGAUACAGAGGAUAAGAGAAAGGAAAAGAGAAAGCAAAAGCAGAAAAAUCUUGAUCGUCCUCAUGAACCAGAAAAAGUGCCAAGAGCACCUCAUGACAGGCGGAGAGAAUGGCAGAAGCUGGCCCAGGGUCCAGAGCUGGCUGAAGAUGAUGCUAAUCUCUUACAUAAGCAUAUUGAAGUUGCUAAUGGCCCCGCCUCUCAUUUUGAAACAAGACCUCAAACAUAUGUGGAUCAUAUGGAUGGAUCUUACUCACUUUCUGCCUUGCCAUUUAGUCAGAUGAGUGAGCUUCUGACUAGAGCUGAGGAAAGGGUCUUAGUCAGACCACAUGAACCACCUCCGCCUCCACCAAUGCAUGGAGCAGGAGAUGCCAAACCCAUACCCACCUGUAUCAGUUCGGCUACAAGUUUGAUAGAAAAUCGCCCUCAGUCACCAGCUACAGGCAGAACACCUGUGUUUGUGAGCCCCACUCCCCCACCUCCUCCACCACCUCUUCCAUCUGCCUUGUCAACUUCUUCAUUAAGAGCUUCAAUGACUUCAACUCCACCCCCUCCAGUACCUCCCCCGCCUCCACCUCCAACCACUGCUUUACAGGCUCCAGCAGUACCACCACCUCCAGCUCCUCUUCAGAUUGCCCCCGGAGUUCUUCACCCAGCUCCUCCUCCAAUCGCACCUCCUCUAGUACAGCCCUCUCCUCCAGUAGCUAGAGCUGCCCCCGUAUGUGAGACUGUACCAGUGCAUCCACUCCCACAAGGUGAAGUCCAGGGGCUGCCUCCACCCCCACCACCACCUCCUCUGCCUCCACCUGGCAUUCGACCAUCUUCACCUGUCACAGUUGCAGCUCUUGCUCAUCCUCCCGCUGGGCUACAUCCAACUCCAUCUGCUGCCCCAGGUCCCCAUGUUCCAUUAAUGCCUCCAUCUCCUCCAUCACAAGUUAUACCUACUUCUGAGCCAAAGCGUCAUCCAUCAACCCUACCUGUAAUCAGUGACGCCAGGAGUGUACUACUGGAAGCAAUACGAAAAGGUAUUCAGCUACGCAAAGUGGAAGAGCAGCGUGAACAGGAAGCUAAACAUGAACGCAUCGAAAACGAUGUUGCCACCAUCCUGUCUCGCCGUAUUGCUGUGGAGUAUAGCGAUUCAGAAGAUGACUCAGAAUUUGAUGAAGUAGAUUGGCUGGAGUAAGAAAAAUACAUUGAUAAAUAUUACAAAACUGAAUGCAGAUGUCCUUUGUGGUGCUUGUUCUUUGAAAAUGUUUGGUCAUUCUAGUGUUUUGCUUUCUUUUCCUUAUAAUAAAUAAUGCUUUUCCUCCAUAAUUUUUUAUUUCUAAGAAAAGUAUUAGCAUACAUUUCAAACUAAAUGUUUUACAGUGACUUAUCUUAUUUUUGUUUCCCUGAAAAGACAUAAUUUGGUCAAAUAAACCACUAAGUAUUAAGCAUGUACAGCUGUUGUUAGAGUAGCAGAUUCAGUUUUUUGAUAUAUCUUAAUUGUGCACUUUGUGAAUUUUAAUUUAAAGAAAGCAGCUGAGAUUGGAAUCUUGAGGGCAGCUGUAUCUAUUAAUGAGCCUUAUUCCAUUUCCUGAUGUUUUAAAAGAAGAAACACUGCCUUGAUUAUAGGAAUAUACUCAGAAAGUAUGUUUAGCUUGUAGUGUUGAAUUCUUAAAGGAAUGCUUGAAUUUUUUUAUUAUUGUUUUAUUGUUUUUAAAUACUUGCCUUAUUUGAAUGUUUAGCAGUACCCCCUUCCCACUUAUAUAUUGUGUGGUAUGAUUUUGCUUGCAUAUAGGAGUUUAAAUUUUUUUCAUGUGAAAUACUAUGACUUAAACAUACAUGUA